AACUCCCAGGACCACAGCUGACCGGACUUCCGGAAGCCAAAGCCUGGCGGGGAGGAGGCUGCUGAGAUCCGGACAAGAGGCCGGGGGUUAAUUUAGCAAGAAAAACGGGGGGCGGGAAGAGCUAUAGUGCUAACCUGUCAAUUCGCCACCAUGAACGUGGUUUUUGCUGUGAAGCAGUACAUUUCCAAAAUGAUAGAGGACAGCGGACCGGGCAUGAAAGUACUUCUUAUGGAUAAAGAGACGACCGGCAUAGUGAGUAUGGUAUACACACAAUCGGAAAUUCUCCAGAAGGAAGUGUACCUUUUUGAACGCAUUGAUUCUCAAAAUCGAGAGAUCAUGAAACACCUGAAAGCAAUUUGUUUUCUUCGACCUACAAAGGAGAAUGUGGAUUAUCUGAUUCAGGAGCUCCGAAGACCCAAAUACAGUAUAUAUUUUAUUUAUUUCAGUAAUGUGAUCAGCAAGAGUGAUGUGAAGUCAUUAGCUGAAGCUGAUGAACAGGAAGUGGUGGCUGAAGUUCAGGAAUUUUAUGGUGAUUACAUUGCUGUGAAUCCACAUUUGUUUUCCCUCAAUAUUCUGGGCUGCUGCCAGGGUCGAAAUUGGGAUCCAGUCCAACUAUCCAGAGCAACUCAAGGACUGACAGCUCUCCUUUUAUCUCUGAAGAAAUGUCCCAUGAUUCGUUACCAGCUUUCAUCAGAGACAGCAAAGAGACUUGCAGAAUGUGUUAAGCAGGUGAUAACUAAAGAAUAUGAACUGUUUGAAUUCCGGCGGACUGAGGUUCCUCCAUUGCUACUUAUUUUAGAUCGCUGCGAUGAUGCCAUCACCCCAUUGCUAAACCAGUGGACAUAUCAGGCCAUGGUCCAUGAACUACUGGGCAUAAACAACAAUCGGAUUGAUCUUUCCAGAGUGCCAGGGAUCAGUAAAGACUUGAGAGAGGUGGUCCUAUCUGCUGAAAAUGAUGAAUUCUAUGCUAAUAAUAUGUACCUGAACUUUGCUGAGAUUGGUAGCAACAUAAAGAAUCUCAUGGAAGACUUUCAGAAGAAGAAACCAAAAGAACAGCAAAAACUAGAAUCAAUAGCAGACAUGAAGGCCUUUGUUGAGAAUUACCCACAAUUCAAGAAGAUGUCCGGGACUGUAUCAAAGCACGUGACAGUGGUUGGAGAGCUGUCUCGGUUGGUCAGUGAGCGGAAUCUGCUGGAGGUUUCGGAGGUUGAGCAAGAACUGGCCUGUCAAAAUGACCAUUCUAGUGCUCUCCAGAAUGUGAAGAGGCUCCUGCAGAACCCCAAAGUGACAGAGUUUGAUGCUGCGCGCCUGGUGAUGCUUUAUGCUCUACAUUAUGAGCGACACAGCAGCAAUAGCCUACCAGGAUUAAUGAUGGACCUCAGGAAUAAAGGUGUUUCUGAGAAGUAUCGAAAGCUUGUGUCUACAGUUGUUGAAUAUGGUGGUAAACGGAUCAGAGGAAGUGACCUCUUCAGCCCCAAAGAUGCUGUGGCUAUUACUAAACAGUUCCUCAAAGGAUUGAAGGGAGUAGAAAAUGUAUAUACUCAGCAUCAGCCUUUCUUACAUGAGACCCUGGACCAUCUCAUCAAAGGAAAGCUCAAGGAAAACCUGUAUCCUUAUCUAGGCCCCAGCACACUCAGAGACAGACCUCAGGAUAUCAUUGCGUUUAUAAUUGGAGGAGCCACCUAUGAAGAGGCUCUAACAGUUUAUAACCUGAACCGUACCACUCCUGGAGUGAGGAUUGUCCUGGGGGGAACCACUGUGCAUAACACAAAAAGAUCCUUAGAAGAAUCUCUAAUCACCUUACUCCCAACUUACAAGCUAUCAUUGUCCAGCAUAUUGGUUCUACUUUGUUUUUAUAAUCCCCAAGUGAAUCAUUAUUAUUUUCAAUAGUCAAUAUUUGUUUAGAUUUACCUACAUAUUUGCCUCUCCCCCCUCUUCAUCCUGGCCCUUCUUUCUGAUCCAGUAUUCUUCUUACUAAAGAACCUCUUUUAGUACUUCUUUCAGGUUCUGGUCAACUUGACGUUUUUGUCUAAAAAUAUCUUAGUUUAGCUAAGUUUAGAAUUUCAGGUUGAUAUUGAUAGUUUUUUUCAGCACUUAGAAAUCAGAAGACAGUGGAAUACUGGUACUUCCCUGGCAGUCCAGUGGUUAAGACUCCAUGCUUCCACUGCAAGGGGGCGUGGAUUCGAUCCCUGGGGAGCUAAGAUCCCGAAUGCCAGUACCGUGUGGCCCCGCCCCCCAAAAAAGAAGACAAGCAACUAUUUUCAAUUGUUGCUUCUUAGUAGACUUCUUAAGAAGUCUUCUCUCGGUACAAUUGUUUUUCAUCUGUAGGCAAUAUUUUCUUCUCUGGCUCUUUUUAUCUUUUUGUCUUUGGUAUUCUUGUUUCAGUAUUAUGUAUCUAAAUAUGGAUUUAUUUUUAUUUAUGUUACUUAGUAUGAAAAUACAUGUUUGGCAUAAUUUCUGGAAAUUUUCCAGUCGUUAUUUCUUUGAAUAUUGCAUUUUUUCCCCAAUUAUUCUGUUCUCUCCUUCUGGAACUCCUGGGAGAUAUAUGUUAGGCAUUUAUCUAUUUUCAUGUCUCUUAACCUCUUAUUUAUAUUAUCCACCUGUUAUCUCUCUGUGCUGCCUUCUGUGUACUUUUUUUCACAUUAGUAUUUCAGUUCAGUAAUUCUCUCUUCAGCUAUGUAUAAUCUGUGUUUAAUUUGUACAUUCAGUUUUUAAUUUCAAAGGUAAUAUUUGUAUGCCUGUAAUUUCUAUUUGCUUCUUUUUCAAACUUGCCUGAUUUUUCAUUAAUUUCUUCUUCUCAUGUUUUCAAAUCCUUUUCAAAUUUUUCUUUAACCACAUUAAUUCUAUAAUCUGAAGUACUUGGAGGUCUAAUUCUGCUGUUGUGUCUGCUGACAUUAGCUCCUGAUGGCUCAUUUCUGCAUGUAAUUUUGUAUUACGAGUUAUCUUAAAGAAGACUCACAGGACUCAUUCGGAGCCUAAGUUGAAGAUAUAUCUCUUCUGUGUAGUUUGUCUUUCAUUUAGGCCACGUACCCAAAGAGUAUUAUCAGUUCAGAACUUUUUUUAAUGUUAAUUUCUGUACUAAAGGGUUCCUGAACCAUGCAGAGCUUUAUACUGGUUUAUUUUCAAGUUUCCUUGUGAUCUUCCUGUGCAGAUAGAAGAUUUUUGUUUUUCUAUUCUCUCUUUUCAGUGAGGGCCUCUACAUUAUGCGAGAGUCUUAAUUCUAAUUCCCUUUCUUACUGAGGCCUAAGCCCUGUCUCCUGACCCUCUGCAGCUGUUAAAAUACAGUGCCCUUGUUUAUGAACAUUGGCAUAUUAUGAACAUUGGCAUAUAUCUAUUGGGUAGUUAAAAGCAUUGGUUUAUACUUACCAACCUAAAUUUUGGUUCCCUUUUUGUGAUGACUCUUGGAGAUUUCCCUUAAUUUCUUAAGAGGUUAAACUAUUCAUUUAAAAGUAUGUAUGUCAUUUUUUAUCCAGCAUUUCUAUGUGUUUUAUUUAAUUUCGCCUUAUCUAGUUGGCCUUGAUUUCAGAAAUCGAAGUGUAAGUGUGGUUAUGAUCUUGGAAAAGUUUAAAAUGGUAGUGACAUUAUGCGAAGUUUACUCUAAUUUGAAAACUCUUAGGUAGUAUUUGGAAGCUUAACCGUGCAUCCUAAAAUGUCAGACUGAGGAUUUUGUACCUAAUUCAGUAGUCUGUGGGGGUACCAUUGAAUAAUUUUGAGCACAGAGUGACACAAUACUAUCGCUACUAUUUUAUGCAAGUUCCUCCCUUUGUUCCUGCUGCUGCUAAUAAAAAUAAUCAUAAUAGGGCUUCCCUGGUGGCGCAGUGGUUGAGAGUCCGCCUGCCGAUUCAGGGGACACGGGUUCGUGCCCCGGUCCAGGGAGAUCCCACAUGCCGCAGAGCGGCUGGGCCCAUGAGCCAUAGCCGCUGAGCCUGUGCGUCCGGAGCCUGUGCUCUGCAAUGGGAGAGGCCACAACAGUGAGAGGCCCGCGUACCGCAAAAAAAAUAAAUAAAUAAUAAUAAAAAUAAAUAUUUAUUGAGUAUCUACUAUGUGCUAGGAACUUUACUAAGUACUUUACAUAUAUUAAGUCAUUUAAUCCUCAUAAGGUAUGUACUAUUAUCUCCACUCUGUAUAUGGAAACUGAGGCAGAGAGAUUAAAUAACUUGCCCAAGUAAACAUGGCUAGAGCCAAGACUCAAAGCCAGAGUCCAUGCUUUUAAUCACUGUGCAUUUCCUUCAUAAGUAUUACUUGAAUGCCUGACACUGUAUUGUUCUCUAAAUAAUAUUUAAUAAUUUAGUGUUCAAAAUGUUUUAUUACUAGAUAGCCAUAAUGGAUUUUAUUUUCUUAAUCUAAAUGAGUUCUCUCAUGAAUGUAUAUAUAAUUAUCUGCUUUUAAAUAGACUUUAAUAUCAGAAUUCAGAAAGACUAAUUGACUUUUAAAUGAUCUUUCUGAGAGUUAAUAUUUCCCAUUGAGUAUUUGUAGCCCCAUGGCCCAUACUUAAGAACUAUAGCAUUUUCUCUUUAACUUGAAACAUUAGACGUUUAAAACUAAACAUCUGUAUCUCAAUUUUGAAAAUACUUUGGAUUUAGAUGGAAAGAUAGAUUGGCAAAGAUUUUUAUAUAUUUCUUUGUAAUUUAGUCAUAUUACAUAGAAAUAAAAAUGCAUAUAUUUUCAGAUGUGUUUGGCUAAUUAAUAGUACUGUGAAUAAAACUGCAUUUUACUAUUAAAAAUAGGGGAGGAACCUAAACAUCUAGGUUUUUCCUUAAAUUAGUGUCCCAGGUCCUGAGAAAAUAAUCUUUAAUAUAAAAUUAAGAAAGGCAGGGAAAAAAAAAAGUAAGGCAGCUUUGUAAAAGCUUUAUACUAGAUUCUCCCAGCUAGCCAGCUCAGUAUUUCUUUGUCUGACUUAACAAUAUGCUAAGCAGUACACUAAAUUACAUUUGAGCAGAUAUCCUUAAGCAAUAGAAGGGUCAAUAAAAUCUUGAAUGGGAUUGUUCAGUGGUCCCCGAUCAAUGAAAUUUUUAGGAAGAGGGUGUUGCUAUGGUAAUUAACAACCUGGAAAAAAUUUAAUGUUUGCAAUACAUAAAUGUUCCAAAAUCUGGUUUUUUUAAUUUACUUUCAUAAAUAUAUAGCCUCCAGCAAUAAGUAAAUAGUGAAAUUUUUCACUAUCAGUAAGAAGAUAGUGCAAUUUGUAUUUCAGAGUCCAGUUAUUGUAAAGGCUUAAGUAAUUGAAAGCAACAGUUUCAGCUUUUAGAGGAAAGGCUCAAUUUUCAUGAUGAAUGUGGAUUACCUUGGGUAUUACUAGACUGUUAAGUAAUUAAGAGUUCACAACUCUUAAUACAUAUUGAAAUCCCAGACUCUCAGUAAAUGGGAAGGUUAAUAUUUUUUAAAACUCAGUUUUAUACCUGGAUAUGGUAGGGCUGCUGUGAGCAGCAAUAAAAUAUGGGGGGAGAAGUUGAACAAUUUGUUUCUGUGAAUUGUUAGGGUUUAAUUUUUGUGGGAGUCUGUGCAAUUUCCUAUGUAAUACAUGGAUUAUUUCUUAAAAGUCCAAAGGAAUAAGUGACAAAGACACAGCCUUAACCUCAAAACUCUACCGUGCAGAAGUAUUAUUUUGAGAGACUAUGGCAACCAGGAAACAGAGUAUACUUUUAGAUGUGCCAUAAUAAGUGCCCUCUUUUUAAGCUUUUCUUUUUUUUUUUUAAUUUAUUUUAUUUAUUUAUUUUUGGCUGCGUUGGGUCUUCGCUGCUGUGCGUGGGCUUUCUCUAGUUGCAGCGAGUGGGGGCUACUCUUUGUUGCAGUGCGCAGGCUUCUCGUUGCGGUGUCUUCUCUUGUUGCAGAGCACAGUCUCUAGGCACGCGGGCUUCAGUAGUUGUGGCAUGCAGGUUCAGUCGUUGUGGCUCAUGGGCUUAGUUGCUCCAUGUCAUAUGGGAUCUUCCUGGACCAGGGCUCGAAGCUGUGUCCCCUGCAUUGGCAGGUGGAUUCUUAACCACUGCACCACUAGGGAAGCUCCGUGCCCUCUUUUUAUACUUGGAAUUAUGUAAAAUAUGAUAUGCCCCACAAAGAUCUGGAUUGGUGAGCAUUGUAAUAAGCAGAAAAGAAAUCAUAUCUUGGGAAUUCCCUGGCGGUCCAGUGGUUAGGACUCCGCGCUUUCACUGCCAUGGCCCGGAUUCAGUCCCUGGUUGGGGAACUAAGAUCCCACAAGCCCUGCGGUGCAACUGAAAAAAAAAAAAAGAAAAAAGAAAUCAUAUCUUGUAGCUCAGAGUGUUAUAUGCUGAUAUAGAAGCUACUAUCCUUGCAGAGUGGGAAAUGCCAAUUGCAAGAUAUUUCUGUGAUACAGGUCACUUGAUUUCCCUGAUGUAUUAAAUAAAAUCUGAGAUUAUGACAGAUUUAUUUUGAAGUCAGAUCCCAGCACUACCACUUACUAGUUUAUGAUUUGGAGCAAGAUACUUAAUGUAAUAGGUAGAUGGGUCAAAACUCGUCUCUUGCAUCCUAGAAAAUCACAUGAACCUCACAUGUAGCAAUUUGAACAGCCUUCAUCCUGGGAUACCUUCUGUUUCUAAAAUACAUUGAGAUUGCCUUCACUGUGAAUUGAAACAAAAUCUUAGUUUUAAACAAAACCAAAAAAUAAAAAGCAAUUCCUGGGCUUCCCCGGUGGCAGUGGUUGAGAGUCCGCCUGCCGAUGCAGGGGACACGGGUUCAUGCCCCGGUCCGGGAAGAUCCCACAUGCCGCGAAGCGGCUGGGCCCGUGAGCCAUGGCCGCUGAGCCUGCGGGACCGGAGCCUGUGCUCCGCAAUGGGAGAGGCCACAACAGUGAGAGGCCCACGUAUCGUAAAAAAAAAAAAAAGCAAUUCUUUCCUUCCCUCCCUGACAUAUUUCCAGAAAUGAAAGUAACUUUUGGUGAGAGAAUAGGGCCUGUGUAUAAGUAAGCUAAGUUUUAAGCCAGAAGGUACCUGCAGAUAAAUGUCACUUAGAGGGGUUUUUUUGAUUAUAAAAUAUCUGCUUUAUUUUUAAGAAUAAAGGACUAUUAUUCCAUGUUAAAUGUGGUUGCCAUUCUCUGUGAAAGCAUUGAAAAUUCUAACAUUUUUUAUUUAAGUUUUUUGUUCUACUUAAAAUGUCCCUUAGAUUUUAAAAGGAAAUAAAUAUACAUUAGUUGAAUCUGAAAUUCAACUUGCCAUUUAGAGUUCUAAUUUCAGCUGCUCUCUCUUAAGUACCUUAUUUCUUUAAAAUAGUUCUUUUGUGACAAUAUUAUUCAGUGCUUCAAGCACUGAUGACAGUGAAACAGAGUUCUACAGGCCUUUUGUAGUUAUAUGAGUUGUUUCUAUAGGACCUGCUCUGAUGAUGUGUAAUUGUAAUUAUCUUUGUUUAGCUUUAAACACUAUUUAAAAUAGAUGGUGUGUGUUUGCUGCUAAGACACCAAGGAACUUUGCAGAAACUAAUUAUCUCCUUAGCAACAUUCUUAAUAAAACUGCCUUCUGAAUGAAGAGAGGUAGUCAAUAUUUUCUUCUCUCUCCGUAGCCAUAUGAAGUUUAAUAUGAAUUUUGUAUUGCUUCCCUUCUCCUUUUAUACAUAAUGAAAUCAAAGAAAUAGAAGAUAGUAACUGAUAACAGGGACCUCUAUACAGGCAUAAUUUUCAUGCCUUUUUCAAAGCAGAGAACCUGCCCUGAAAAAGGAUCUAGGUAAAUAGAUUCAGCAGUGACCUGAACACAUGCAAGUGCUUGCCUUAAGCAGUUAGUCUGUUAUGUCUCUGGGGUCCAUGCAAGUUUGCAGUGUGCAGACUGUCAUCUCCUGUGUCAGUAUUUGCACAUCUUACGGAUAUACUUCCCCCUGGCCCUUACUACUUCCCUCUUCAUUUGCCUCAUUAGUCAUACUGGCCUAAUAGAUCCUCAGUUAGCGGGGAAUAAGUCAAAUUUCAACUUCUGAGAUUAUAUAUGACAUGGGUUGUUCUACUCACCACAAAUACUUUCACCAAAGUCUUUGUGAAACAGUCAGAAGUAAUAUUGCCCUAGUUAUGAGUUCUAGAAUAGAUAAACAUUUAUUGAACAAAUGAGAAGAGCAUAGUCAAUAGUUCAUUCACUCUUUCAGCAAAUAUUUACUGAAUAUUGGAAUACCUCUGUGAAUAAAAGCAAAGAUCCUAAUCCUCAAGAAGCUUACAUUUUAAUGCAGAGAGAGACAGAAAUAAACAAUAACUUAAUAAAUAAGUAUAUUUUAUAGUAAAUCAGAAGAUGAUAAAUUCUAUGGGGGAAAAAAGCAGAGCAAGGUGAACAGAAAUCAGUAAUGCAUAGAGGCAGUAGGGUUCGGUCACACUGCUCAGUAUGGUAUCGGGAAAGGCCUCAUUAAGAAGAGAUUUGAGCAAAGACUUGGAGGAGUUGAGGGAAUGAGCCAAAAACAGAUGCGGGGAAGAGAAUCUCAGGCACAGCAACGCUGUGUCCUAAGGCAGGAUCAUGCAGUGUAUUCAAGGAGACUGAAGAGUCUGGGGUUGCAGUCAGGGAAGUAUCAGGCACCUGAUCGUGGACGGCCUUGUAGACUCUUUUGAGGACUGGUUUUCACUAUGAGUUAGAGAGCAUUGUAGGACAUUGGGUUUUUUUUAACAGCUUUAUUGAAGUAAAAUUCAUAUACCAUACAAUUCACCCCUUUAAAGUAUACAAUUCAUUGGUUUUUGGUAUAUUCACAGAUAUGUGCAACUACCGCCACAGUCAAUUUUAGAACAUUUUCAUCACCUCAGAAAGAGUCCCCCAGCCUUAAGGAACCACUAAUCUACUUUCUGUCUCUAUAGAUUUCCCUGUUCUGGACAUUUCAUAUAAAUGGAAUCAUACAAUAUAUAGUCUUUUGUGAGUGGCUUCUUUUACUUAGUAUAAUGUUUUCAAGGUUCAUCCAUGUCGUAGCCUAGAUCAAUACUUCUUUCCUUUCUACGGAUGAAUAAUAUUUCAUUGUGUGAAAUGAAAUACCAUAUUUUGUUUAUCCAUAUGUCAGUGAUGGACAUUUGAGUCAUUUCCACCUUUUGGCUAUUAUGAAUAAUGCUGCUAUAUACAUUUGUGUACAAGUUUUUGUGUGUAUUGUAGAGUUUUGAGUAGAACCAUGACAUCUGACUUAUAUUUUAGCAGGAUCACCCUGGCGAUCAAGUUAAUAUGAAUUGAGAAGUAUUAUUUAUCUUAAAAUAUUCAGAAUGAAUAUGGGUUAUUAUAAAAAUGCAAGUUUCCUAGACAUAUAUAAAUGAACUAUACCCAUUAUGCAUUCAUCUACUGAGUCAUUAUUCUUGUUGUGUUUCUGAAGCACAUGAUCGUACCUUGCAAAUAAAUGAGCACCUUGGUUUGGGUUUUGAGCUGGCUUUUGCCUUAUCUCUUCACAAGUCAAUCAGUGUUAAAGAGUUCUGGUCCUUGCUGGCAGCAGUUGACAUGUUAGGUUAGCUGUGUGAGCUGAGAGGCCAAGAACCAGAUCAGUACGGAUGGAAUUGUUCUCCCAAUAGAAGAAAUCCCUCUGUCUUCUCAGAAACAGGAUAGAAGUGGAGUAGAAAAGGGAGGUGAGGUGAAUGUAUUAGUAGUGCUGCCAACAUUACCUGAGCCCUGCCUGAACUGUGGAUGAAGAGAGCUCUUUAGUCUUCCCCAGUGCUGUCAGUCAGUUCAGUACUUUCUUAAGACUUUUGACAAGGAGGAAAAGUAAACCUAGAUCAACAAUCCUCUUACUGCCAGAUUCCCUUUCAAACCAAUAAUAAUGACUACACAUAGUAGGUUCUCUAUAACAGUUCUGGAUUCAAAUAAACCCUCAUUAACAAGCCUGCACAAUAAUUAAUGGUCUCAUUCUUCAGUUAUUUUCUCUCUAACUAGCAAAGACAGAUGAAGAAAAAUAGGCUCCCCCCACCCCCGCAAGUAAUUCAUGCUCAUUGUAAUAAAAAAAAUUAAAUAUAAAAGUCAAAAUCAUUCAUACUACCACACAACUCAGAGCUAACCACUGUUAAUAUUUUGGUAUAUUUUCUCCUAGUGUUUUUUUCUUUACCUGAAGGUUUUUGAGUUUUGUGUGUGUUAUGUUUGUUUUUGAUGUAAUAAGGAUCACAUUACAUUGUCUAUAAAGUUUUGUACUUGCUUUGCCCACUUUUAAUUAUACUGAGAACAUUUUACCAUGUUAUUAAAAUUACUUAAAAUGA
Molecule: messenger RNA, 10129 nt
Organism: Orcinus orca (killer whale)
Lineage: Eukaryota; Metazoa; Chordata; Mammalia; Artiodactyla; Delphinidae
Gene: VPS45
Product: vacuolar protein sorting 45 homolog
Exons: 15
Coding region: 151-1890 (579 amino acids)
Biological process (GO): intracellular protein transport; vesicle-mediated transport
Cellular component (GO): Golgi membrane
Source: RefSeq, a predicted model, not a curated record